CGUCUGUCCGGCAAAUGCUAACGUCACGGCCUCUCCUAAUCUUUGACCUCCAAAAACACCGAAGGAAGGCAUCCGUCUCCUCCGUCUUCUUAGUCGCAGCACUUUCCCAACCGCCUCUCGUCUUUAACCAUUAAUCAGACGGUCCGGAUUUCUCCUUUCGCAGAUCCGUUAAUCUCUCCACCGCUUUCUCCCUCUCGCCGCUCUCCCUUUCCCGGUUCCAGGGAAAAGCCGAAGCUGGAAGAAAGAAAGAAUAAAGCAAUUAAAGGCUUGUUCCCCACACCUCUCGUUCUCCAUUUGCGGUCACUCGUUCCUUAAGCGAAUCGAAUCCACUUUUUAGCUCUCCAUUAGCCCUCCAAGAUUCCUAUAAAUAACUCCGCCUCGUCUUCUUUCUUCUUCUCGAGCGGAGAUCGGAGCCUCUGAUGGCGGGAUUCCUAGAAGCGUCCUCGAACCCUAGAGGCUGAGGAAACCCUAGAUCUCGAUUGGUUUCCUGUUUGUUGUUGCUCCCAUGGGAUUGGAGAACGGGUCCAUGGAGAUCCUCGCGACCUCGAGAUUCGCGGCGGCGUGCGUGCUCGGGGGCCUGGUGCUCGGCGCCGCCGUGCUGGCGGGGAAACUGAGCCAGGUGGCGCCGGUGCUGCCGCCGCUGGGGAUCCGGCGGAGGAAGAAGAAGCCCGUCCGCGUGUACAUGGACGGGUGCUUCGACAUGAUGCACUACGGCCACUGCAACGCGCUCCGCCAGGCGCAGGCCCUUGGCGACGAGCUCGUCGUCGGGGUCGUGAGCGACGAUGAGAUCACGGCCAACAAGGGACCACCGGUCACGCCCCUCCACGAGAGGAUGAUAAUGGUAGGUGCUGUGAAAUGGGUGGAUGAGGUCAUUCCAAAUGCUCCUUAUGCUAUAACAGAAGAGUUCAUGAAGAAGCUGUUUACUGAGUAUAAUAUAGAUUACAUUAUCCAUGGGGACGAUCCAUGCCUACUGCCAGAUGGUACUGAUGCAUAUGCCCUUGCUAAGAAGGCUGGUCGUUAUAAGCAGAUCAAAAGAACUGAAGGAGUGUCAAGCACAGAUAUUGUUGGUCGUAUGCUUCUUUGUGUGAGGGAAAGAUCAAGUAGUGAUAGUCAUAAUCAUUCUUCUUUACAAAGGCAGUUCAGCCAUGGACACAGCCAGAAAAUUGAUGAUGGUGGCUUUGGUAGUGGAACUCGGAUAUCUCAUUUCUUGCCAACAUCUCGGCGAAUUGUGCAAUUCUCGAAUGGGAAGGGGCCUGGUCCAGAUGCUCGCAUAGUUUACAUUGAUGGUGCAUUUGAUCUGUUUCAUGCAGGACAUGUAGAGAUACUGCGGAUUGCUCGAGAACUUGGAGAUUUCUUGCUUGUGGGGAUUCAUACUGAUCAAACAAUCAGCUCUACUCGAGGAGCCCAUCGGCCAAUCAUGAAUCUUCAUGAAAGAAGCUUGAGUGUUUUGGCCUGUCGUUAUGUAGAUGAAGUGAUUAUUGGUGCCCCUUGGCAAGUUUCAAAAGACAUGAUUACUACCUUCAACAUCUCAAUGGUUGUCCAUGGAACAAUUGCGGAAAAUAUGGAUUUUCUGAAGGAGAAAUCUAAUCCAUAUGCAGUUCCAAUGGAUAUGGGCAUCUAUUGGCAAAUAGAAAGCCCUUUAGACAUCACAACUAGCACAAUCAUCAAGAGGAUUGUUUCAAAUCAUGAAGCGUAUCAGAAAAGGAAUGACAAGAAGGAAGCUAGUGAAAGGAGGUACUAUGAGGGUAAAACUUAUGUAUCUGGAGAUUAAUUCCCAGGAGCUUGAGUAGCAGGAAUUCCUUUGAAAACCUCGCAUUUCUAACACACAGGUUUCAAACAUCAUGCCAUCAUGGAGUGGUGCAAAUUUUGCAUUGGUUUAACUUCUAAAAGUCUAUAGGCGUUUAGAUGUAGCUUGGAUGAUAGGCGGUCAGACUGCUGGUUAUUUUGCUAGCAUUGGAGUGAUAGGAUUUAUUGGGCUCUUCUUUUUCUUUUUCCUCCAGUCUUUUUUGUCUUCCAUUCCUAUUGUACUGUGCUGUUUCCAGCACGAGUUAUUUGUAUUAGUGGAUAGGAUGUAUUAAUUUCCUACUUCAAUGUUAUCAUCUUGUAUUCUUCAUAUUUUUUGUGUUGUAUUCUCAUGCGGAUGGGAGCAUUGUCUACCAGUUGGCUGUUGAAUAUUUAGGCCCAAACUUGUUUUAUCUUUCCCCGUAUGUUAAUUUAUUAUUUUAG
This is a messenger RNA of Elaeis guineensis (African oil palm), 2226 nucleotides long. Its product is annotated as ethanolamine-phosphate cytidylyltransferase. Gene Ontology annotation, biological process: phosphatidylethanolamine biosynthetic process. Gene Ontology annotation, molecular function: ethanolamine-phosphate cytidylyltransferase activity. NCBI's taxonomy places the organism in Eukaryota, Viridiplantae, Streptophyta, Magnoliopsida, Arecales, Arecaceae. The record is from RefSeq and is a predicted model, not a curated record. Gene Ontology annotation, cellular component: cytoplasm.